Ylistrum balloti is the source of this 759-nucleotide messenger RNA. RefSeq lists its product as uncharacterized. Lineage: Eukaryota; Metazoa; Mollusca; Bivalvia; Pectinida; Pectinidae. The record is from RefSeq and is a predicted model, not a curated record. Bases 1 to 759 code for a protein of 252 amino acids. The transcript has 2 exons.
AUGGCGAGUUGGAUGAAUUUUGAUAGAGAUGAACGUCAAUGGUAUUACAGAACGAGCGUAAAGCUAGAACCAAGAGUACCGCCGAUAUUACACAGUUCAAAGGUCAAUAGUGAUGUCAACCAAGUUAUCCACAAAGAAACCUUAUACGUUAGUUGUGAACCGAAGAUCGAUGGUUUUUGUCAAUCAAGCUUAUCAUCUGACGGAAAAAUUGCCAAAACAUCCCAAAUUGUAUAUUAUUCCACAAAAUACACUUCUUGUAAAUAUACUUAUGUUCAAUCCGAUGAAGGCAGGCCACCAGUAUAUAACAACGAAAUUAACGUGCGAAUUCCAUUCUCAGAAUUUACAGAAGUUUACCACUCACGGGCAAUCCAGAUUCCGUCACUGAACAGCCAGUCUGACGUCAUAAGUGAUGGUGAUGUAUCUAGUUACAGCGAAAACAAUACUUUAACCGACGACACAGUCGAUUCUCCACAGUUUUCAGGAAAUCCUUUGACCAUGUCUACCCCAAUUGUCUGCAGACAUUUAUCGGAGAGAAAUCCGAGAAUUUUUGAAAAUGAUUCCAUCUCUUACUUGUAUGAAUUUGAUUCCUUAGAUUCAUUAUUUAGCAAGGAUUCGACAAUAUCUGGAGAUGACGUCACAGACUACCAAAACCCACAGUAUAAAAAUGAGGUACUCAUCCUAGGGUUAAACAGUAGAAAAAAGAGGUAUGCUAAAACUACAUCCUUUUUGAAAGGGAUCCUUAAAAAGAGAUCCCAAUAA